ACUAAACUGCUUUUUCAUAGUGGGAAGUCGCAGAUUACAUUAAACUCUUCCUCAUCUUUAGUCUUUCCACUUCCACUCCACUUCCCCACCCAACCGCUUUUAUUAUUUUUCCUUAUUUAUUAAUUUCCAAAUCAAACUCAUUACUUUCCAUUUUAUUGACCCCCCCAAAAAAACCAAAGAAAAAAAAAGGUUCAGACUUUAUACUUGAUAUAUAUUUCUCCUUUUGUUUUCCCCAGUACUUCUUAUUAAUUUUCCUUCCUUUUCUUUUGCAAAUUCUUAGGGUUCUUUUAUUAGUUGUUGAAGAAGACUCAGAAUUAGAAGCGAAACAGAGAUAUAAAGCAGAAGAGUUGAUACAUAGAAAUUCUUUGAUCCAGCAUAACCAUCAUGGAUCAGCAAGGGCAUGGACAACGCGCAGCAAUGGCGGUGGUUGGUAGUGGAGCUCAGCCUUCGUACGGUGUAAACCCAUACCAGUCUAGCAAGUUGCUGGGGUCCUCUGGUCCUGGAUCAGCCGGGUUGUUGCAGGGUCAGAACCAGCCUGCAGGUCCCUCUGCCUCUCCUCAGCUCGCGCAGCACCAGCUCGCUUACCAGCACAUGCAUCAGCAGCAACAAGAGCAGCUGCAGCAGCAGCUCCGGAACUUCUGGACGAGCCAGUACCAAGAAAUCGAGCAGACGAGUGACUUCAAGAACCACAGUCUGCCUCUUGCUAGGAUCAAGAAGAUUAUGAAGGCUGAUGAGGAUGUGAGGAUGAUAUCAGCUGAAGCCCCGGUCAUAUUCGCGAGGGCCUGCGAGAUGUUCAUCCUAGAGCUGACGCUGCGUUCCUGGAAUCACACGGAAGAGAACAAGAGGCGGACGUUGCAAAAGAAUGACAUCGCAGCAGCCAUCACUAGAACCGACAUAUUCGACUUCCUGGUUGAUAUUGUCCCGAGAGAGGAUUUGAAAGACGAGGUGCUUGCAUCCGUUCCUCGAGGGAGUCUCCCUGUUGGAGGACCGGCUGAUGGUGUUCCUUACUACUACAUGCCGCCUCAGCAUGCUCAGCAGGUUGGUCCGCCGGGGAUGAUUGUCGGGAAGCCUGUGAUGGAUCAAUCUGUUUGCGGCCAACAGACUCGCCCUUACAUCGGUCAGCCAUCUUGGCCAUACCAACAGCAACCUCCCACUGAUUGAGUGGAAGAACUAAUAAGGAAAGGAUAUAACUUGAAGGACAUACCUGAAAGAGAAUGUGAAUUUAGUAUCAUAGUGUUUUGCAGGGUCAAAAAUCAGUAGUGCUUGUCUUGGAUAGAAUACAAGUUAAAAACACUUUACUAGUUUAGUAAUGCAUACUCAUAGAUGGUGCUUGCUGUUAAUACGUGAUAAAAGCCCGUUAAAAAGGUGUUUGUUGUACUGUAGAUAAUUAUAUAUCUAUCUAUCUAUCUAUCUUGUAAAAUUAAAAGGGUCUUCUCCUAUGUUUUCUCAUUCUUUUCAGCACCAAGUCGCCUGUUUCAUUGCGUUUUGAUAUGAUGAUUGAUUUGUAUUUUC
Messenger RNA from Morus notabilis, 1512 nucleotides. RefSeq names its product nuclear transcription factor Y subunit C-9. The transcript is spliced from 2 exons. The coding region runs from base 385 to 1161 and encodes 258 amino acids. The record is from RefSeq and is a predicted model, not a curated record. Gene Ontology annotation, molecular function: protein heterodimerization activity; DNA binding; DNA-binding transcription activator activity, RNA polymerase II-specific. Gene Ontology annotation, biological process: regulation of DNA-templated transcription. Gene Ontology annotation, cellular component: nucleus. Lineage: Eukaryota; Viridiplantae; Streptophyta; Magnoliopsida; Rosales; Moraceae.